Molecule: messenger RNA, 1662 nt
Organism: Aspergillus puulaauensis
Lineage: Eukaryota; Fungi; Ascomycota; Eurotiomycetes; Eurotiales; Aspergillaceae
Exons: 2
Coding region: 1-1662 (553 amino acids)
Source: RefSeq, a predicted model, not a curated record
AUGGAAGAGUCACCGGGAAUGGAUCGGGCGGAACCCACGCCGGAAGCGUCCCAAACUGUCGUGGCCUUGACCGACUCUGCUACGGAUGAGCCCCUACCGCCCCGGCGAAUGCCAUCCAAGCGAGCGUCUCUCCCUCCUCGUCCUCACGCUGCUGCCCGGCAUACAAAACGCUUGACCUUGAAUUUUCCCAUCAACAUCCCCCAGGGAGUAACCUUUGAUCCGAGUGCAACGUCCUCCCCGUCAGGAUCGAUGACGCCCGUUACCCGAUCGUCCGCACGACAAUCCCCCGCUCACACCAUUUCCACACCCCCCUUCGACGGCCAAGAUGACGGCACAAGUCUGUUGACAGCGAUCGCCUCGCAGGAGCGAAGGGUGCUGGAGCUACGAGAGGAACUACACCGGGCGGAAACCGAACUGAAUUCGUUGAAGAAGCAAUGGACGUCAUCGGAGAAGACAAGAAAGCGGACGGAGGUCACUCAUCAUGCGGAGGCUAUGCUGCCUCUCAGAUCUCCGGAUGCAGUACCCGGUGCGUCUCCGUCAAUUGCGCAUAGCAGGGAGCCAAGUACCAGCGGCAGCGCUAGUCCUGUGGUCCCGCCCCAAUUCAGGCUCAGCCGGGAGCUGGAACGGCGCCAGACCAUGCUCGCAGCCGCAGCUGCAAAUGGGACAUCUGUGUCGGCGAAUGGGAGACGAGUGUUUCAGGGGUCUCAUACCCGAGCCUUGUCACUACUUUCUCCCACAACGAGCUCUGUGAACAGCAAACAGCCAGGAUCUGAAACUGGUUCCGGCGAAGUGGAUGGCGAUCGUAUCGGCCGGCCUCCACGAUCGGCCACCAUGCCAUCCGUCGAUCGCACUCCUCCUGCGCCCACAAUGAGCCCAACCCAAGAUAUGGUUUCUGAGUGGCGGAAGACGAUGCCAGUGCCCCCUCCUUCGCGAGACCUACUCAUGCGGACUGGAAAGCAGAUGGCGUCGGAUCUAAGAGAGGGGCUCUGGACGUUCCUCGAAGAUAUCAGACAAGCAACAGUCGGAGACGAAGGGAUCAACGCCACCGAAUCACGAACAAUGCAAUCUUCCCGCAACCGCGAUUCGAGCUCGACCUCGCGAAGCAGAGACCGACUAUCUGUUCAAACUGGUAAAGCGUUGUCGCGCUCGCCCUCGGGAAGGAAGAGUCCGGGAACAAAAGCAACUGGUAAUGGCUCCAAGUCGGCGGACAUAGACGCGUCGUUCUGGGGUGAAUUCGGCAUUGAUUCUUCUGGGCAGAAGUCCCCAAACGCUCACAGAACACCUACAACCCCCAGCGGGCCGAACAACCACAAAGCCGAAGACCCCAACAAGCUCGACGUGGACGACGCCUGGGAUGAUUGGGAUACACCGCAGCCGAAGAAAUCGCACACGCCAUCUUCGAGCCGAUCCACCAUCGAGUCGAGACAGGACCAGUCUCCGGUCACACAGACGAGUAGUCCUCGUACGAGCGCUAGCUUCGACUGGCGCCGUGAUAUUCCUGACCCCAGCAUGUCGGACGGUAUUCCCUGGCCUGCAAUCACACAGACUGCACCGUCGAAACUCAGCAAUCUAAUGGCCGAAUGGGAGCGGAGUUUGUCCCCUUCACCAAACCGAAGUCCACUGGCUUCGCCGCCGCUCGACAAAGAUAGCAAGAAGGACUGA